UGUACUGGAGUGUCCAGUCAGUGUGUCUGUAUGAACCCCUCUCUCUCUGUCUCUCCCAGUGAUGUUCAAAGAGGAGGAGCCUCUUCCUUGCCCUUCUGCAAUGGUCAUGGGGGGGUUGGGGGGAGUGACACUACACCCCUUGGGUCCUGGUGAAGGAGGGGGUACCCCCAGACCGCGAGGGGACCAUGGGGGAGGCGAUGGAGGAGAGGGAGUGGAGAGUGGUGGGCAUCAGGCAGGGGUCACCCUUCCUCCUUACCCCAGCGAGUACCACCCCAGUUACCUCAGCACCAUGGGGUAUCAAGACGAGAGGCCGGAGAGCCACAGCUACUGCCCCCACGGUGGGGACGGAGUCCCAGGACGCCCGAGGGGUGCGUUCCUGGAGAGGCACCCCAGCUUCGAGUGCCUGGAGCUGGGCCUGAACGAGCUGAUGCUCCCCCAGUUGCAGAGGCCACACCCCUCUGCCCUCUCCCCUUCCCCCUCUCCCUGGCUGGACUCCCCCUACCUGUCGUCCUCCCCCUCGCCGUCCCAGGCCUCCUCCCUCAGCCCGUACCCCGCCGACAGCCCCGUCUCCAGCUCCCCCUGCGCCCCCGCGGCCUUCGCCCAGCUGUCGCCCGGCUGUCCCGCGCCCCCCUUCGAGCCCCUUCCCUGCCCGUUCGCCCCGGAGUCCUGCCCCCCCUCCCCCUCGCCCUCCCUGUACCCCCUUCCUCUCUCCGUCUCCCAGCAUUACUUCCACGCCGACGCCCCCACGCCCCUCCCCGCGCCUCCCCCCCCUUCGUACCCCGGGCGGUUCGGCGGGGGCAGCUGUGACUGGGACCUGCGGCAGAGGGGGUUCCAGUGUGGGGACCCCCCGAGCCACCCGCCCCAGCCGGGAUCAGGGGCUCCUCCAAGCGGGGUGAAGCCAGAGGAGAUGCCCUUGGAUUUUGGGGCGCCGCCGCCCAUCACGCUGGAGGAAGUGAAUGAAUUCAUAGGAGACAACUUGACUGAGUUCCCUCACGCGGGUCUGGAAGGGAGACCAGCCUAGAGCACCGAUGCUGCUGCGGCCCUCUCGCGCCCUGAGCCUGGAGGUCACUCACCUCGUACCCAGAGCAGAGCAGCUGAGAACAGGGCCCCUCUCCGCCCCCCCAGAGAGUGGAAGGGCCGCCCAGUUCUCACAGGCAACACCUAACCACUCUCUGCAGAGACAGGG
Lepisosteus oculatus (spotted gar) is the source of this 1186-nucleotide messenger RNA. Lineage: Eukaryota; Metazoa; Chordata; Actinopteri; Semionotiformes; Lepisosteidae. The record is from RefSeq and is a predicted model, not a curated record.